AACAAUUAGUACGCACAGGCGGCCGCGGUUGUGGUCAUUUCUAGGACGCGGGCGAGGGAAGACGUCUACAAAAACUUUUUGACGUCGGGAUUUGACUAGUUUCACAAUGUACUUGUUUGAUUGGACACAAAGUUUCAGUCUUCUAUGGCGAAGAUCCUAAUUAGCUAUGAGAUAGGUAGGCACAUUAUUGAGUUUGAGUGUGUCCUUGUGGUAUAUGUAAGUCAGACCUCGCCCAUCUUGUUCAGCAGGGUACUUACUUCUAGUAUCAGAACAAGAAACAAAAAUGUCGCUUCCGUCAGCCGCUUCUGUGCGAUUGGCACUCAAGUCCCUCAAGAAGUUUCAUAAUGGGCAAACGGGUCGGGGUCGAGACCGAAAAAGAUGCUUGACCGACGUUGCGGUUUCUGACAUCAAGAUCCAAGCGAGCAAAGCUGAUGAAAAGACGGAAAACACUAAUCGUAAUAAAGCCGCAGAAGAUAAAGAUCAUGCUGAAGCUGAUACAGAGGAGCACGAGGAGGUAAUAAGAAUAUGUAGGCGCAGCAGCAGUAGAGCUAGAGAGGACUCGUUGGUGGACGUCGAUUGCACGAUGGACGAGGUGCUGGAUGUCGAAGUAGAGUCAAAAGAAGAAACCAGUAUUGCCAGUAACGCUAGAGCUAGACGAGUAGAGCACGAAGGUGAAGACUUGCCCUUGCGAAGGAAUCGGCUAGCAUCCGACUCGUGUGACGAAACUCGUGACCAGUCUUCAGCAGCAAAUGAAACGUCUUUAUCGCCUUCGGCAACAAGAAAAAUCCGAGCCCGACCUCCCCCGUUGCCACUGCAGGAACAGCGAAUGAUCGAGUUUCCUCGGGAGUUCUCAAACCGCUUUGCAUCGGCACUGAGGCGAAUGAUGCGCUUGGGACCAGACGACUCUUUGGAACGGUGGCACGACACGAUUGAAAACUUCGACCCUUCGAGAAGCGUGCGUGGAGCCAAGCGCGACUUGGGCUUUCUUUUGCGCCAAGCCGAACGACGGGGAGGUACUCGAACGAGAACUGAAGAAGAACGGGAGGAAGAGAAAAUUCCUGAGCAGGGACACGAUGUUGCUGUUUCUGGAGGACACGGACAGCACGUUUGUGGUGGAAAUGUUGCCGGGCUGAGCAGUCCAGCUUCGACGGCAUCUACAGCGGCAGGGGAAGUGGAUGCAGAGUCGUGUGAAUCCUUUCAGGAUGUGUACCACGAUUUCCUGAGAAAAGUUAUCUUUCCGCAUUUGCGUGCUGAGUGGAGACAAGGUGAGGAAGAAGACAAAGGUUCUUUGUUCGAGCCCAACAGGCCUACCUCUUCUACAUCAUGCGGUUCUUCGCUAGGUUAUUUGCUGGAGGGGGCAUCCACCUGUUCCCAGAUGUUGAACGCCGAGUGUUCCGCUAGUACAACAUCAUCGUCAUCCGCGUCCUCUGCUUCAUUCUUUGUGCAAACUUCGCCGUGUAUUCGACUGCAGCCGCCCUCAACGCAGCGUCUCACCCUCCCGCACACCGACGCUAUGUACGGACACCAGCCUGGGCAGAUCAACUUUUGGCUGCCCUUGAACGAAACCGACGGCGCGGUUUGCGGCUCCAAUUCCCUGUAUGCCGAAACAUUUCCGGGACGCAAAGACUUCCGCAGUUUCGACCUCAACCGUGGACAAGCGAUGCGGUUCUACGGUAACCAGUGUUUGCACUUCACAGAGCCAAAUAAAACGCAGUUUACGAGGGUCAGUCUCGAUUUCCGGGUAGUGCCAGGAUGGUGCUUUGAACUAGACUGGUGGGGCGGCUGCGACCCAAAGGGUAGACCAAAAUUCCGUGUGGGAGACGGAGAGUACUACACAGAACUAAAACUACUCGAAUCAUCAACAUCAUAGAAGAACAAUUACAGUAAAUAGGUGCUUGUAUACUCAAGACCCACAAAUAAAACGUGAAGAGUGACUGGAAUCAAAUUCCUCCGAUCCCAUUUUUAUGACGCUGCUGCGACCCAACAUCUCCAUAUUCCCUUCGACAUGCUAGACAUUUACGAAGUUCGGAAAUGACGUUUGUUCCAUU
Molecule: messenger RNA, 2048 nt
Organism: Amoebophrya sp. A25
Lineage: Eukaryota; Dinophyceae; Syndiniales; Amoebophryaceae
Source: the annotation of a GenBank genome assembly